Messenger RNA from Culex pipiens pallens (northern house mosquito), 1061 nucleotides. Its product is annotated as S-formylglutathione hydrolase. Bases 144 to 1001 code for a protein of 285 amino acids. Gene Ontology annotation, cellular component: cytosol. The transcript has 2 exons. Lineage: Eukaryota; Metazoa; Arthropoda; Insecta; Diptera; Culicidae. Gene Ontology annotation, molecular function: S-formylglutathione hydrolase activity. The record is from RefSeq and is a predicted model, not a curated record. Gene Ontology annotation, biological process: formaldehyde catabolic process.
CAACGUCAUUUCCAAAAAAAUAUAUUUCUGGAGUCGCCGGUCGAUUCUUGUUUUGCUUGCAUUUUUGGGGUGAAAGUUUUAAAAGUUAUUCAAAAAUACUGCAUUUUAAACAGUUGAAAAGCUUGUGCUCAAGUGUUAGCAAAAUGACGGUGAUAACGCUUAUCUCGACGAACAAAUGCUUCGGCGGCCUGCAGAAGAUCUUCUCGCACCAGUCGAAGGAGCUGGACUGCGAGAUGAAGUUCGCCAUCUUCCUGCCGGACGGCGCGCCCGCAGCGGACGCCAAACUGCCGGUGCUGUACUGGCUGAGCGGGUUGACCUGCAACGAGACCAACUUCAUCCAAAAGUCCGGCUUCCAGCGUUACGCCGCGGAACAUGGGUUGAUUGUGGUCUGCCCGGAUACGUCGCCACGGGGUGUGAACCUGCCCGGCGAGGACGACUCGUGGGACUUUGGCAGUGGGGCGGGGUUUUACGUGGACGCUUCGAAGGAUCCGUGGAGCAAGCACUACAAGAUGUUUAGCUACGUGACGCAGGAGCUGAUUGAUGUGAUUAAUAAUAACUUUCCGACGGCGGUGGACCGGCAGAGCAUCGCGGGACACAGCAUGGGCGGACACGGGGCGUUGAUUUGCGCGCUGAAGAACCCGGGGUUGUAUAGGUCGGUGUCGGCGUUUGCGCCGAUCUGCAACCCGACCAAGUGUCCGUGGGGAGUGAAGGCUUUCGGGGGGUACUUUGGGGAGGGGGAGAAGGAGGAGUGGCGCAACUGGGACGCGUCGGAACUGGUCGCCGGGUAUAACGGGCCGCCGCUGGAGCUGUACGUGGACCAGGGCGCGGAGGACAGUUUUCUGAAGGAUGGUCAGCUGUUGCCGCACAAUCUGGUGGAGGCUUGCAAGGCGGCGCAGGUUCCGUGCGUGCUGAACAUGAGGGAGGGCUACGAUCACAGCUACUUUUACGUGGCGUCCUUCAUUGGGGAGCAUUUGGCCUACCACGCCCGGCACUUGAAGUGAGAUUAGUGGGAAGAUUGAUGAGAUUAUAAAUCACUUGCUUUGAGCAGAUUUUUUUGUAAU